UCUGGUCACACUAACAGCUGGCUCAGCAUUCAACCAGUAAAAAUGGCUGCUGCAACAUCGUAAUUGUUUAUUUGUUAAAAAAUAGAAAAUACCCAAGUGUAGUGUAUAUAGCAGUCUAACUGAAGCUGUAAAAGAGUGCGCCCGCUACGAAUCAUUCCAGCAACACGCAACAUUCCAGACGUCCAACAUGUCGCGCUCGCACAACAAUGAGAUCAACAACAGCACUCGCAGUAUUUACAUUUGCUAUGUGAUUUGCAUCCUUUGGAGUUACUGCUGCAAUCUAGUUGCAUCUGUUUCCGUAACCGAGAAUCAAAGUGCGCAACGUUACCUGCCUAAUGUUGCCUUGGGCGAUGAACAGCUCAAGCAGAUGAUCAAAGGCGUCGGAGCAGCGGAUGCCAAUUGGCGACAACGCGCCAAACCAGAAGUAACCGAUGUGAAGACUGAGUUGGCCAAAUUGAAUACCACCUAUGUGUAUCAGAAUGAUUGGCCAGCGAAUGAUGUGAAACUGGGAGCAGUGACCGCAGUCAGCUUGGAUGGAGCUGGCCAUGUUGUCAUCUUUCAUCGCGUCGAUCGCAUCUGGAAUUCCAUAACAUUUAACAACUCGCAUGUGUAUCAAGAACGUAACAAGGGACCCAUUAAACAGAACACCGUGUUGGGUCUUGAGCCCGAGACCGGCAAAGUGCUCUACGAAUGGGGUAAAAAUUUCUUUUACAUGCCACAUGGUCUGACCAUUGAUCCAGAGGAGAAUGUCUGGGUCACCGAUGUUGCCUUGCACCAGGUCUUCAAAUUUCCGCCACGCGGCGUUGGUGGCCAACCUCUUCUUAGUUUGGGCACCGCCUUCCAGCCCGGUGCGGGUAAAAGGAAGUUCUGUAAGCCAACUGCCGUUGCUGUGCUCAACAAUGGUGACUUCUUUGUGGCCGAUGGCUAUUGCAAUUCACGCAUUGUGAAAUACUCGAAGGAGGGCGAACAAAUCUUGGUCUGGGGACAAAAUUCCUUCAGUGGCUACUCGUAUGACGUUUCACCUGUCAAUUUCUUUGCCAUUCCGCAUGCUUUAACUCUGGUGCCCGAGCUGGAGCUGCUGUGUGCCGCUGAUCGUGAAAAUGGACGAGUGCAGUGCUUUUACUCAAACAAUGGCAGCUUCCAUUCGCAAUACCACAAUCCACUGAUUGGCGAUCGUCUGUUCAGCAUGGCCUAUACACCAUCAGCUGGUGGUCAGUUAGUGAUUGUGAAUGGACCCACCGGCGAGUUGGGAAUUUCACCUCAGCACUACAACGAAGUGCAUGGCUUUGUCAUGAGCAUGCGCACCAGUAAACUCAUCUCCAAAUUCGGACCCAAUAACUUGGAAUUUCAGAAUCCACACGACGUUGCUGUCACAGCCGAUGGCAAUGCAAUCUACGUAGCUGAAUUGAAUCCGAUGCGCAUACACAAAUUUGUGCACAAAUCGCUGGCCAAGCCGAUGUCGCUCUCGGUGCAGAAGAUGAGCAGCGGUGAGAGUGAGACGUCAGUAAUGACGGCGUCCACGUCCUCAACGCGACAUCAUCCCAGUGGCAAGGCCAUAUUGGUGGCAUCCCUGAUGCUGCUGUUUGCUGGCUCUACAUUUGUGCUGGCGCUGAUUAUGGCACGUCGACGCAAACGAGGUUGCCUACCAUUUGGCACACAUAGUCGCCGGCAUGCUUGGGAGAAGAGCGAGGGCUUUAAACUUGGUGGCCUGCUGGAUCGCAAUGGCUUCGAGAAGCUCGAUCAGAAUGCCAGCGAUGAGGAGCAGGAGCAACAGGAGACGACAACGCUCUCGCAGCAGUACGCCUAGAGAGCGGCAGCCUGACGUACACCAGGACCAAGAGACUUAUCUAUUUUAUAAACAUUCCUAGUUCUUAGUAGUUCUAAAAUACCUCACAGUGAAUUUAUAGCUAUGUUUUUAAAUAUGUGUUUUCUAUGCUUUUACGAUUGUGACUGUGUAUUAUACUUUUUCUGACCAUUCCACAAAGAGCCAACCUUUGCCAAAUUGACAAUUUAAGU
Messenger RNA from Drosophila nasuta, 2016 nucleotides. RefSeq names its product Peptidyl-alpha-hydroxyglycine-alpha-amidating lyase 1 (gene Pal1). The transcript is spliced from 6 exons. The record is from RefSeq and is a predicted model, not a curated record. Gene Ontology annotation, biological process: peptide metabolic process. The coding region runs from base 188 to 1807 and encodes 539 amino acids. Gene Ontology annotation, cellular component: membrane; extracellular region. Gene Ontology annotation, molecular function: protein binding; catalytic activity. Lineage: Eukaryota; Metazoa; Arthropoda; Insecta; Diptera; Drosophilidae.